AUGGAUACAUUCUGCCGUAUGAUGUCACCGGAAGGAAAUCGACCAGAGGGUGGGUAUGGGUGGGUAGUGGUAGCCGCAGUGUUUUCUACCUUCGUAAUUCAUAUAGGGAUACGGGGAGCGACCGGGAUAAUCCACAGUGAACUGGUCAAGACCACCUCCGCUGAUCUGGCUGUGAUUGGCUGGAUCGGCUCUUUAAUGACUGGACUUAAUACACUUUCAGCACCACUUGUGUCCAUCCUAACGGAACUGGUACCUUGCAGGUUACUAAUUAUAACCGGAAAUAUAUUGAUUAGUGUGGGGUUCCUCUGCGCAGCCUUUAUCUCUUCAGUUCCGGUGCUGAUUUUGUGCCUGGGGAUUCUUCCAGGUAUUGGUAUGAAUUUAGUGAUGUUUUCAUCAACAAUAAUUUUGAAAGGAUAUUUUGUGCAAAAAAUGUCCCUUGCUUGGGGAAUUUGCCUGGCUGGCGCUGGUGUGGGUAUGAUAAGUUUCCCGCCAUUUUAUGUUUACUUACACACAACUUUUGGAUUAAAGGGAUCCUUCCUUUUAUGUUCAGGCAUUUGUUUGAAUUGUGUCGUAUUUUCCUGCUUAUCCAAACCAAGCAAAUUUCAAACUCGAAAAAAACGAUCGGAAAAGAGAUUUUUAAUAACAGAACUAUUUGACUUUAGCCUUUUUAAAUCGCAUAACUUUGUUUUGUUUGUGACGGCUCAUCUUCUGUUCAACACUGGUUAUGCCGCUCCUUUCACAUACUUGCCAAUCAAAGGAGAGGAGGAGGGCUUCUCGGAGCAGUCGUCUGCCCUAUUCAUAACGUCCUUGGGAGCCGGAAGUUCAAUAGCAAGAAUAGCAUUCGGAUGGUUCUCGACGAAGUUUCCUGCACUUCGGACUCGAGCAUAUCUUGGUGUUGUGUUCACAGCGAUCCUGACGUUACUUCCGGUGGCAUUCUCUCGCUCCUAUCCAAUAAUCAUCGCUUGUUCAGCGGUGUUUGGCGCAUGUUCAGGAAUCACCCAUACAGAAAUCCCUUCAGUAUUUCUUGGGAUGUUGGGAGUGGACAGGUUUCCUAGCAGUCUUUCUAUAGCAGCUAUGCAGCAGGGAAUCGGGUCCCUUAUAGGAAUUCCACUUGCAGAGAUGAUAUGUCGGAUUGCUGGGGACAACAAUGUUGCCUUUUUCUUCACCUCUAUCAUGUAUGCGAUGGCUUUUAUCCUUAUGGUCUUGUCCUUUUACUUGCCUGAUAAAGCUUUAACAAAAACUGAAGAUCAAAAGUUCGAGUCCAAAAUCACGUUAUUGGAUCUGGAAAUCAACAGACCAGUGGCAGCUUGA
Saccostrea echinata is the source of this 1311-nucleotide messenger RNA. RefSeq names its product monocarboxylate transporter 2-like. Gene Ontology annotation, biological process: monocarboxylic acid transport; transmembrane transport. The record is from RefSeq and is a predicted model, not a curated record. Bases 1 to 1311 code for a protein of 436 amino acids. Lineage: Eukaryota; Metazoa; Mollusca; Bivalvia; Ostreida; Ostreidae. The transcript has 6 exons. Gene Ontology annotation, molecular function: monocarboxylic acid transmembrane transporter activity.